UAGAAUUCUACGCUAUGUAUCAAUAAGUGCAGGACAGGAUGAUAACUAACAAUACUUACGGAGGCUACGUUAUGAAGACGGAGUUUUAGGAAAUUACGUGGAUUUCCGGCUUGAACACGUGAAGCAGAUAAACAAUACCAUGCCUUCCGCCAGCCCAUCGCAAUAUAUAUGCAGCCUUAUCGAGGAAAUGGACCACAACGUUCUUCAGCCCCCCUUUCUAAUGGAGGAGACAACAGAUUCCCCAAGCGACUGCCGACGUGGUGGAUACCCACAAAAUGCUCUGGACAUUGAGGAAAUUCUGUGUGACUAUAACACCGAGUCGGAGUUAGUGAGACAAGGAAACUGUUAUCAAAACUCUACAGGAAGUAUUCCCAAUUUCCAUUCAUGGAGCUAUUCUCAACUUCCUCAACGAAACAUCAAUAUGACAAACAGUGCUCCUAAUACCAACAUACCAAGUGCUCAGUCAAAUUAUGGAAACAAUGGAUAUGGACCUGUUCUUGAUACAUCAAAACAAGAUACGAAUUGUUGUGUGAACUAUCAGAAUAAAUCCUUUCACUUUGAUAGAAAUCCCAGCAACACAUCCCAACUUUGUUCACAAUACGACCAGCGGCUACAAACGGGGGACCACAAAAUAGAACAAGAAUGUUCAACAUGGAAUGGAAAAUCUCCUGAAAGUUGGAAUGCAAAACAAGUGCUGGAUUGGUUAUUUGACGCAGCAGAGAAGCAGCAGUUAGAUUGUUCAUUACUGCACGCGGAGAACUUCAGGGGUGUAUCGGGAGCAGACCUGAGUAAAAUGGGCAUAGACGAAUUUCUACAGUUAGAGCCAAACUUUGGCGGACUUUUCUAUGAUCUGUUCAGAAAACAGCACGAUGGAAUGAGUUACAAACCACGCCUGGACACAAGUACGCCUAUGACAGACGGAACAGAUGACUCUUGUUCCUCCCCUCUAAGUCUUUCUUCUUCCCCUCCACACUUCCAAAUGGAAAACGUGUCACGAAGUUAUGACAAUUUACCAGAUUACCAGUCGUGUAAUGAUCUCGGGAAGUUAGAAAGACCAGAGAGUAUGUUUUACGAGCAGUCUCACCAGCAGCCUCACCAACAGCCCUACACAUGUCCUAGACUUCCGCUGCCCCAUCAUAUGCAGGCAAGACAUUCAUUUCCUGGAGCGACACCUCCGGUAUGUAACAUGAACGAACGGCAAUGUAUGUAUCAGCCAUACUGUUCUACACCCCAAGGGGUCAGUCAGUGUUCUCUGCCAUGCGAGCUGACAUCAACACCCAUUCCGAGACGGCGGCCAGGUAGACCAAGGAUAAAAAGCCUACCCACAGAUGAAGAAGCACAAAAAGAGAAGAAAACCAAGAAUCAGCACCUGUGGGAGUUUAUUUACGAGAUUCUGAUGAACCCGCUGUACAACCCGCAGUAUUUACGUUGGGAGAACCACAGGGAAGGCGUGUUCCGGUUCGUACAAUCCGAGGCGGUAGCACAGCUGUGGGGCAGUUUGAAAAACAACGAAAAUAUGACAUACGAGAAACUGAGCAGAGCAAUGAGACACUACUACAAACGAGGUAUCUUAGAGAGGGUGGAGGGGCGAAGACUAGUGUACAAGUUUACCAGCCUGGCAAUGGAAAGGGUCCGAGAAAAGAAGUUAUCGGUGUAACGAUGUCGACAUUGUUUGUCUCAAAAACACAUCGUCACAACUCGUGGAAAGGACGUCAUCAUAUUCUUGUGUGUGGAGGAAAACAUUUCUUUGAAAUUGAAGAGAAACAGAAUAUGACACGCAUAAAUGUGUUGGAGUUAAAGAGUUUUCAAUUUGUGGAAUUCCACUGAUGUGUAAGGUACGACUAUGUAUCAGUAUUUCAUUAUGUUCACAUGUUUUGUGAAACUAGAAUCUCUUUGUGGCUAUAUAACACUGUCAGUGUAGCUGUUAUAGCUGAACGGACGCUCUAUCUUCUUCACUUUGGGUCGCGUAAAAAUUGGAGCCAUUUUGAAAGACAUUUUUUAUUUAUCUAAAUACUGAAUUUACUUGAGCAUUGAACUGCUUUCAGUUGACAGUCAUAGAUAAUAUGAAUACCAACUGGACAAAGGCUAAUUCGAUGAACGCGCUAGCGCUUUAUGUUGGAUUUGCCUUUGUUUACUUGGAAUGUACAUUGCCUUUGAAUGCCAACUGAAAGCAGUUCAAUACUUAUAUCUACCAUUUUUGCAAUCUGUUCAUCUAAUAGAAAAUCAAUUACACGUAUUAUUAUUCAGCAAUUAGUUCAAAUAAUGUAUGUAUCGCGUAUGCUUGUUCAAUGAAUAGCCAAGGUAGUGUCAGUGGUAUCCAACGGAACAAUUAUGACGUCAUAAUUAUGAUGACGUCAACAAUCGGUCCAUGACAUUCAGAAAUGCCAACUGAUGGUAAAUAUAACAAAAUUACGAAGCAGUAUUUUUAUAAAAUUCAAAAUAACUUUACAAGUCAAGAAUUGCAAUGAUGCGGUAGGUCAGCUGCUGGAUGUUUAAAACUACACAAUGCUUACAAAUAUUUGUUGACCUUUGUAUUGAUAUUUGUACAUAUUUAGCAAUCACCUUUGAAAACAUUUUGGAAUUAAAGUAUGGAAUAUUAGAAUCUCAAGAAACUUUGAAAGGAAGUAGUGAUAUAUUAUAUGUGGGCAAUGUUAGAUUGAAAGAAUGCGUGUAACGAUCAAUGUUUUGAAAGGUUGUGUUUGAAAGCGAGGAAAGACAUAUUUUUUCAACUUCUUUGAAUGAAUCUAAUACCAAGGAAUAUCUUAAGGAGUUAAAAGAUGUGUGGACUUCUUGUUGAGAUUCUAUGGUAAGAGAAUGACUUAUCGUAAAAUAAGAAGUCAAAUGAACGUAUAAAUAAUUUAUUGCUAUAUGUUUUCUCUAUGAGAUAGGGUAACUCGAUGUUAUAUAUAUAUAUGUUUGUUGGUAUGUUUUGUUUUUAAAGUCAUACAAUGACGCUAAUGUUAUCUCAGUCUGACCGAAGUGGUCAAAACGGGAUGUUAUCUCCGCCUGACCGAAGUGGUCAAAACCGGAUUUGAUAAAUAAGAAGUAAACACUUUGUUUUCACGUGUACCAUAUGUAUACAUGUAUAUCGCAAACCAUGUAGGUAUUAUUCGCUACUACUUGCAUUCUCAUUUGAGGAAACGCUAUUUGAUUAAUGUUAGUUAUCAUCUAUGGUAUUGGUAUUCAUGGAAGUUCUAAAUGUCUUAGAUUUGGGUAAGGCUUCAAUUUUUUAUAUAAAUUCCGAAAUAAAACUUGACAAAUAGAGAUCAUACGGAAAAAAUUGUGUUAGAUAUUUUAUUAUAUUUUAUUGCAUUUAGUAAAUAUUUAACUGAGUUAUAAUAAGCAUUCGAAGAGAUUGAUCCCGGCUAUGCUUUCUAGAAAAAUAAGAUGUACGAACUAAUUAUCGAACGGACGAUAUUUUUAAAUGAUAAAUGCAGGUUUGUCCCCUUAAAUCAAUACAAUUUUUAAAUGUAGAUGAAAAGAGUAUUUCUAUAAAUCGUGACCGGUAUUCGUGAUCUCAGUUCUAUAAUUGGAAUGGCAGGAAUAUUAAUGUCCUUACCUGGACGUAGAGACGUAGAGAACAUUAUCACCGUUAUACUUUUUUCCGUAUUGGUACCUUACAGUACGGACACGUGAUCAUAAUGAUAAUUCACAAUUGAAAUAUCUGUACAGUGUAAAAAAAAAACAAAUUAAAUGAAUAAUAAAGUCAUAUCAAAUACGGCAAAAGCAAAAAAUCCAAACCAAAGGUACCAAUCUAAAUGAGUUCAUAAAAAUUUGAUAGUUGAACAUUAUUUUGGAAGAUAUUUAAAUUAUAAAACAGCAUGUCACAAUCUGACUAACAUAAUUCGACAAUCAGAAUAGUAGUACUGUAGGCGAGUAUAGGAUAGUGCUAAGUUAAUUAUUGGUACACGUGUACCGAACAUUUUGUUUGAAUAUAUCCAAGCUGUUAGGCUGAUGAGCUGUUGGUAUGGCUCAGCAUUACAUGUAUACCAUUCCCAUUGAUAUCGUGUUCGGGGUACUAAAUAUUAAACAUGUUUUACCAUUUUUGAUUGACGUUAUAUUAUUAAAAAAAGUUUCAGUAUUCCGAAACAUUUUUUUCUCUUAUCUUAUUUCCCGUGCUCGUGUAUAUUUACAGAAGUUUAUUGUUAAUAACAGAUUUGACAUUUGUAAUUGAAUGUUUCAAAUUUUGACGUGUCUUUUUAUGUCUCGGUGGAACCUCAUUUAAAAAUUAAAUUAAAAUAUGCUACUCUUUGUUGAUUAAAGUGUUCCCUCUUGUAAAAUGACCAACUUCUUUCAUGACACCGUAGCCUGAGUUAUGAAUGACGACGGGGUUGUCACAAGCGUAAUGCUACAAACAGUGGUUACAUUGUAUGUCUAUUUUUUCUGAAACUCUUAAGAAAUUCAUCCCUUAUUAUAUAUUUUAUAUAUUCUUAUUGAGACAUUUUGUUGUUGUUAAGAUGAUUGUAUGAUACAAUGGAAAUAAAGCAUAAAAAUCGA
Mizuhopecten yessoensis (Yesso scallop) is the source of this 4497-nucleotide messenger RNA. RefSeq names its product ETS-related transcription factor Elf-3-like. The record is from RefSeq and is a predicted model, not a curated record. The coding region runs from base 140 to 1657 and encodes 505 amino acids. Gene Ontology annotation, biological process: regulation of transcription by RNA polymerase II; cell differentiation. Gene Ontology annotation, cellular component: nucleus. Lineage: Eukaryota; Metazoa; Mollusca; Bivalvia; Pectinida; Pectinidae. The transcript has 9 exons. Gene Ontology annotation, molecular function: sequence-specific DNA binding; DNA-binding transcription factor activity, RNA polymerase II-specific.